Molecule: messenger RNA, 3145 nt
Organism: Annulohypoxylon truncatum
Lineage: Eukaryota; Fungi; Ascomycota; Sordariomycetes; Xylariales; Hypoxylaceae
Exons: 2
Coding region: 268-3129 (953 amino acids)
Biological process (GO): endoplasmic reticulum to Golgi vesicle-mediated transport; COPII-coated vesicle cargo loading; intracellular protein transport
Cellular component (GO): COPII vesicle coat; endoplasmic reticulum exit site
Molecular function (GO): SNARE binding; zinc ion binding
Source: RefSeq, a predicted model, not a curated record
AUCAUCCCUCCAGCCCACCAGCCCUCCUAUCGAAUCGUGGCCACAAGCCCUACAGUCGGUAACCCAGCAACCACCACCACGUUCCACCUCCUUAACCAACUAGACUCGCAGAUUCACUAUCUCUCCUCGACCAUAUCACGUCAGGUCUAGUGCGCACCGAAUUGCUACGAUCGAGAGAAAAGAAUUGUCCGGCACGUAAGAGGAAGAAGAAAGGCGGGAUUCAACACAGGCCAGGUCGGCAUUAUAUAACUGACCGCUUGCGCCAAGAUGGCUGCUCCUAACGACGGCUACGGCCAAUAUCCUCCUCAGCAGUAUGGCCAGGAGGUGCCGUACACCGAUCAACCACAAGGUGCCGCAUACGAAGGACAGACCACAUCGCCUCCUCCGCAACAAGCCGCAUCGCAUCAUAAGAAGAAGAGAGGCUAUGCCACUCAAGCGUUCGAGUUUGGAAGCGGCGCAAAUGCCGGCGCUACCGGCCCAACCGCUGCCGGUAUGCCCCCGCCCGCCUUUGGAGCUCCUGGUCAAGCACCGCAGCCUUCGCCGGGUUAUGGCGCCUAUCCUGGCCAGGAGUACCAGCAGGGCGGGUAUAUCUCCCCCGGAGCCGCGCCGUCACCGUACGGCGCCCCUCAGCAACCAGGCACUCCUGCUCAGCCAGGAAUGGGCUAUCAAGCUCCCGAUCCUUACCACCAGCCGGCAACUGGAUAUCCAGCUCCGGGUGUCGCUGGCAUAACCCAGGGAAUGGCUGGUAUGAACAUGGGCGCGGCACCUCAGCCCGGCGUUCAACCACCCGGUCAGCAAGCUCGGCUCGCCUUGAACCAGCUCUAUCCCACCGACCUCCUAAACCAGCCUUUCAACGUCUCAGAACUCGACCUACCCCCUCCUCCUUGCAUCCUGCCACCAAAUGCUAGCGUUACUCAGUCCCCCGAUGCAAACUGCCCUCCAAAAUAUAUUCGAUCUACCUUGAAUGCCGUUCCGACUACGCAUUCUCUACUAAAGAAGUCCAAGCUACCAUUUGCUCUCGUCAUCCAGCCGUAUGCCGCUCUUCAUGACAUCGAUGACCCCGUCCCAGUUGUGCAGGAUCAGGUCAUUGCCCGAUGCCGAAGAUGUAGGACAUACAUCAACCCUUAUGUGAUAUUCCUGGACCAGGGCCACAGGUGGAGGUGUAAUAUGUGCAAUCUUACCAACGACGUACCGCAAGCGUUCGACUGGGAUGCCGCCGCCCAGAAGAGCGUUAACCGGUGGGAUAGACAUGAGUUAAACCACGCCGUGGUCGAGUUUGUAGCGCCUCAGGAAUAUAUGGUCCGUCCUCCGCAGCCGCUCGUGUAUCUUUUCCUUUUCGACGUUAGCUAUGCUGCUGUCUCUACCGGGCUUCUUGCUACGAGCGCGCGAACCAUUCUGGACAGUCUUAACAGGAUACCCAAUGCCGAUCGACGGACUCGACUGGGAUUUAUCGCGGUCGACUCGAGCUUGCAUUAUUUCUCUAUACCCAAAGAUGACGAGGAAAACGCAGAGACGACCAUGUUGGUGAUAAGUGACCUAGAUGAGCCGUUCCUGCCCGUUCCUCAGGACCUUCUAGUUCCCUUAAUAGAGAGCCGGAACAGCAUCGAAAACUUCCUGGCUAAGCUACCCGAUAUGUUCCAAAACAACCAGAGCAAUGGUUCGUGUAUGGGAUCGGCCCUGAGAGCCGGCCACAAGCUCAUCUCACCACUCGGUGGUAAGAUUGUGGUUCUAAGUGCUUCGUUGCCAAACCUGGGAGUUGGGAAGCUAGAUAUGCGAGAGGACAAGAAGCUUCUUGGCACAUCUAAAGAAAGCGGUCUUCUUCAAACUGCCAACAGCUUCUACAAAUCAUUUGCCGUUGAGUGCUCCAAAAACCAGGUUUCUAUCGACAUGUUCCUCUUUUCCUCGCAAUACCAGGAUGUAGCCUCGCUGAGCAACCUCCCUCGAUACACCGGCGGUCAAACUUGGUUCUAUCCUGGAUGGAAUGCUGGUCGUGCCGAGGAUGCUGUCAAGUUUGCUUCAGAGUUUAGCGAUUUUCUAUCUUCGGAGAUUGGUCUAGAGGCAGUGCUCAGGGUGCGAGCUACCACCGGACUACGCAUGAGCACAUUUUACGGAAACUUCUUCAAUAGGUCUUCAGACCUAUGUGCUUUCCCGGCAUUCCCCCGCGACCAGUGCUACGUGGUCGAAGUGGCUAUUGACGAAACUCUACAGAAGAACUAUGUUUGUCUGCAAGCCGGUGUUUUGUACACCACUUGUAACGGCGAACGACGUAUCCGUGUCAUGACGCUCGCGAUCCCCACUACAACUAAUCUUGCAGAUGUGUACGCUUCAGCAGAUCAGUGCGCUAUCACGACUUACUUUACUCACAAGGCUGUCGAAAGAGCACUGAGCAGCGGUUUAGAUGCUGCCCGCGACGCUCUUCAGAGCAAGCUGAUCGAGCUUCUACAGACUUUCAAGAAGGAACUUGGGGGUGGAAGCAUGGGAGGUGGUGGGCUACAAUUUCCUGCUAACUUACGCGGGCUUCCUGUGCUCUUCUUGGGUUUGAUCAAGCACGUCGGUCUUCGAAAAUCAGCACAGAUCCCAUCCGAUCUCAGAUCCGCAGCUCUAUGUCAGCUUUCUACGUUACCCCUACCGCUUCUGAUGCAGUAUAUUUACCCUCAUCUGUACUCGCUUCACGAUAUGCCCGAUAAUGCCGGAGUCCCCGAUCCGGAGACGAGCCAAAUUGUUCUUCCGCCGCCCCUGAACCUGUCAUCCGAGCGAUUUGUCUCAUACGGUCUAUACCUAAUCGACGAUGGUACAACGCAAUUCUUGUGGGUUGGCAGGGACGCUGUACCGCAACUAUUGAUGGACGUUUUUGGUGUAGCAGAUCGUACACAGCUACGCGUUGGCAAGGGGUCGAUUCCAGAAUUAGACAACGACUUCAACGAACGGGUACGGGCCAUCAUUUCAAAGAGCCGGGACCACCUGUCGCGUGGGGUUGGCAGCAUCAUCGUGCCGCAUCUAUAUAUCGUGCGGGAAGACGGCGAACCAAGCUUGAAACUCUGGGCUCAAACACUGCUUGUGGAGGACCGGGCAGACCAAGGAAUGAGCUUCGGCCAGUGGAUGGGGAACAUGAGAGAAAAGGUAAGUUAAAGGAGCCUCUGAUCAA